Molecule: messenger RNA, 789 nt
Organism: Trichoderma aggressivum f. europaeum
Lineage: Eukaryota; Fungi; Ascomycota; Sordariomycetes; Hypocreales; Hypocreaceae
Exons: 2
Coding region: 1-789 (262 amino acids)
Molecular function (GO): hydrolase activity, acting on carbon-nitrogen (but not peptide) bonds, in linear amides
Source: RefSeq, a predicted model, not a curated record
AUGAGACUGGUUGCCAAGGCGGCACUCGGCGGAGCUCAAGUUCUCUUCCUCCCAGAAGCAUCAGACUACAUUGCCGUCAAUGCCCGAGCCUCAUUAGACUUGGCCGUCCCGCAAGAGUCGUCUCCGUUCGUCCAAGGCCUCCGAGCCGCUGCCAAGGCCCACUCGAUUGCCGUCCAUGUCGGCAUCCACGACACCGUUGUGGGCCAGGAGAAGAUACUGAACCGGGCCCUGUAUAUCAACGCCGACGGCAGCAUCGAAGACGCGGCCAUGUACGACAAGCUACAUGUCUUUGAUUACGGGACCCUCCGGGAGAGCGCAACCGUCCAGCCGGGCACGAGAUUCACGCCGCCGUUUGACUCCCCCGUCGGCAGAAUAGGCAGCCUCAUCUGCUUCGACUUGCGGUUCCCAGAAGCAGCCCUCGCCCUCGCCCAGCCGGGCAGCGGCAGCCCCUGGGCCGCCCGUCCGGCUCAGAUCAUCACCUAUCCCAGCGCAUUCACGCUGCGGACGGGAGAGGCGCACUGGGAGACGUUGCUCCGCGCUCGCGCCAUCGAGACGCAGAGCUACAUUGUGGCGGCGGCUCAGGUCGGCCGGCACAACGAGAAGCGGGCCAGCUAUGGCCGCAGCAUGGUUGUCGAUCCGUGGGGCAAGGUCCUGGUCUGCCUCAAGGGCGUAUCAGACGCCGAUGGCAACGCGGAAGACGGGGCCGUGGAGGAGGUUGGCUUCGCAGACAUUGACCUUGAUGGGCUGGAGAGGAUACGGAGGGAGAUGCCGCUCCAGCGGCGAACGUGA